This is a messenger RNA of Chrysemys picta bellii (western painted turtle), 6922 nucleotides long. It is a transcript of the gene EPHA10, whose product is annotated as EPH receptor A10. The record is from RefSeq and is a predicted model, not a curated record. Gene Ontology annotation, biological process: protein phosphorylation; ephrin receptor signaling pathway; axon guidance. Gene Ontology annotation, cellular component: plasma membrane; dendrite. Gene Ontology annotation, molecular function: transmembrane-ephrin receptor activity; ATP binding; protein binding. Lineage: Eukaryota; Metazoa; Chordata; Testudines; Emydidae.
UUGGCCCGGCUGCCGGGUGGGCGGCGCGGGCUCCGACGGGAGCGGGCUCGGCGGCCGGGCCAGGGAGGGCGGGGGAGCGGCCGGGAUGAGGGAGGCGGCAGCGGCAGCCGGAGCCGCGCGGAGUCGGCAGCACCAUGGAGACGGGCGGAGGCGGCUUCCUCGGGGCGCUGCUGCUGCUGCCGCUGCUGCUGCCCGGGGCCGCCGCCGAGGAGGUUGUUUUGCUGGAUUCUAAGGAGUCGCAGGCCGAAUUGGGCUGGACGUCGCACCCAUCAAAUGGGUGGGAAGAAAUCAGUGGAGUGGAUGAAAACUACAAACCGAUUCGUACCUACCAGGUCUGCAACGUCAUGGAGUCAAAUCAAAACAACUGGCUGCAGACUGGCUGGAUUGCCAGGUGCAGUGGCCAAAGAAUCUUCAUUGAGCUGAAAUUCACCCUGAGGGACUGUAACAGCAUCCCUGGAGUGGUUGGCACGUGCAAGGAGACCUUCAACCUCUACUAUGUUGAGUCAGAUUCUGAUCUGGGCCGCAGCAUCCGUGAGAACAAGCAUACAAAAAUUGACACUAUCGCUGCCGAUGAGAGCUUCACCCAGGGGGACUUGGGCGAGCGCAAAAUGAAGCUGAACACAGAGCUGAGGGAGAUUGGGCACCUGAGCAAGAGAGGCUUCCACCUGGGCUUCCAGGACGUGGGUGCUUGCGUGGCUCUGGUUUCCGUGCGGGUUUAUUACAAAAAGUGCCUCUCUACAGUGCAGAACUUGGCAGUGUUUCCAGACACUGUGGCAGAAGCAGCAUUUGCAACCCUGGUGGAAGUUAAGGGCACCUGCGUCAAUCAUUCUGAAGUAGACCUGGAUAGUCCUCCCAGGAUGCACUGCAGUGCGGAGGGGGAGUGGCUAGUCCCCAUUGGGAAAUGUACAUGUAGUGCUGGCUUUGAAGAAAAGGAUGAUGGGUGUGAAGCUUGCCCUACUGGAUUUUAUAAGCUAUCCCCCCGACUCCCUCUCUGCUCUCCCUGCCCCGAACGCAGCUUCACACAUCGAGAAGCCUCCACGUUCUGCACGUGCCAGAAGAACUACUCCCGGUCCCCGUCAGACCCGCCAUCUGCCUCCUGCACCCGUCCCCCAUCUGCUCCAAGGAAUCUCAUCUACAGCCUGAAGCAGUCCACGCUGGUUCUGGAAUGGAGCGCACCAGCAGACUUGGGCGGCCGGACCGACAUCACCUAUAACCUCCUUUGUGACCGCUGCUCGGCGGCUCUCCGGCGGCAGUGCGAGCAGUGCGGCAGCAGCGUUGGCUUUGUGCCUCAGCAGACGGGAUUGGUGGACAGGACCGUUACCCUGGUGAACUUGCUACCACAUGUUAACUACACUAUCCGGGUGGCAGCUGUCAAUGGCGUCUCUGAUUUCAAUGCCUUGUCAAAGCCGCAGUACGCGGAAGUGAACAUCUCCACCAGCCUCACAGCACCAGCUCCUGUCGCUGACAUCCGCACAGAUAAAAUUGAACAGAAGAGCGUUUCCUUGUCAUGGCAGGAGCCGGGCUUCCCAAGUGCCAGUAACAUGGAGUACGAAAUCAAGUACUAUGAAAAGGAUCAAAGAGAUCAAAGUUACUCGACCGUGAAAACCGCGUCGACGGCAGUGACAGUCAGUAACCUCAGGCCUGGCACACUCUACGUCUUCCAGGUCCGGACAGCGUCAGCCCAGGGUUAUGGAAACUACAGUCCUGGCAUCGAAGUGGAAACCUUGGGGGAACUGACUGUGGCUCCCAGCGAACAGAACCCUAUCAUCAUCAUCGUGGUGGUUGCAAUCGCUGGGCUGAUCGUGCUGGUUUCCAUGGUGAUUGGUGUGAUGAUCUGGAGGAGACAGUGUGGGUACAGCAAAGCCAGCCAGGACGGAGACGAGGAGCUGUACUUCCAUUUUAAGAUACCAACCAGGAGGACGUACAUUGACCCUGACACCUGUGAAGACCCCACGCAGGCCGUGCACCUCUUUGCCAAAGAGCUCGACAACUCGAGUAUCAAAAUCGAGCGGAUCAUUGGAACAGGAGAGUUUGGAGAAGUCUGCCGGGGAUGCUUGAAACUUCCCAGCAAGAGAGAGCUCCCGGUUGCCAUCCAGACCCUUCGAGCUGGCUGCUCAGACAAGCAGAAGCGCACCUUCCUGGCAGAGGCUAGCACCAUGGGCCAGUUCGAUCACUCCAACAUCAUCCGCCUGGAGGGCGUCAUCACCAGAGGAAAUACCAUGAUGACUGUGAUGGAAUACAUGGGGAACGGAGUGCUGGAUUCGUUUCUCAGGAAACACGAGGGCCAGUUCACAGCUGCCCAGCUGACUGGUAUGUUACAUGGGAUUGCCUCCGGCAUGAAGUACCUGACCGAGAUGGGUUACGUACAUAAAAGCCUUGCUGCCCACAAAGUCCUUGUGAAUAGCAACCUGGUUUGCAAAAUAUCAGGCUUCAGACAGUCCCAGGAAGAUAAAAUGGAGACCAUCUUCACCACCAUGAGUGGGAAGAGCUUGGUGCUGUGGUCAGCCCCCGAAGCCAUCCAGUACCGUCGCUUCAGUUCUGCCAGUGACGUGUGGAGCUUUGGCAUCGUGAUGUGGGAGGUGAUGUCUUACGGGGAGAGACCCUACUGGGACAUGUCCAACCAGGACGUGAUAAAGGCCAUCGAGGAUGGGUUCCGGCUGCCUCCCCCGAUGAAUUGCCAGCCCCCGCUUCACCAGCUCAUGCUGGAUUGUUGGCAGAAGGAGCGAAAUGAGAGGCCCAAGUUCUCACACAUCCACAAUAUCCUAAGCAAGAUGCUUCAAAACCCAGAGCCACUGAAAUGUACCACCUCCACUUGCACCAGGCCUCACAAUCCAUCCAUCCCCCUGGCCGAAUGCACUUUCUCAGCCUUCCCGUCUUUCAGCUCCGUGGGUGAGUGGCUGGAAGCCAUAGAGAUGGGCAGAUACAAAGAUAACUUCACCGCUGCGGGGUACUGCUACCUGGAAUCUGUGGCAAGGAUGAUGGUCCAAGAUGUCCUGAGUCUGGGAAUCACCUCAGUGGAACAUCAGAAAACCAUCCUGAGUGGGAUCCAGACCCUGCGAGCCCAGGUGAUACAGAUGCAUGGUCGAGGCGUGCAGGUGUGAGCCCAGCAGGGACGGACGGACACUUUCAGAGCACUGACGUAAAACUCCCCGGGGACAGUGGUGCAGCAGGGCCAGGAGCUGGCCCCUAAACUGGACCAAAUCUCUGAGACUUUACCAAGAGCAGCUGUGUGAGUGGGAGGUAGGAAGUACAGGUCUGCUACAAACUAGUCAUUCCAGAGUAGCGAGGGAGUCCAGGAGUUGGCGUUUCCUGUCCUGGGGUUCUCCCAUCAGCAGCUUUAGUGCAGUGUGCUUGGUUGGUUGUGUUUUUCCCCAGCAAUGUUUUGUAGGAUGAGAGUCAAGCUACAAUGAUGCCGUUUCACAUGGUACCUAGGUUAACAGGGUGGACUGGACACUUGUGUACUGGUUUUAAACUGGAUUUGACAGUGUUUUAGUAUCUCGCGUUCUACUGAUAAAUCCAUAGGUAUUUUUUAUACAAGCUGAUGUGUUUUACUGACCCCCCCCGAGUACUGUCUGUUUUCUAGAGUCCAGAGCACAGCGCACUCUAAUGACCCAGCUUUGAAAGGUGACUUGGCCCAUCCAUUCCUGUCCUUCCAGAGGAGAUUCUGAGUUCCCACUUUUCCCCAGCGUGAGCCAUUCCAUUCCAAGAGUUACCUCAUUACGUCACAAAAAGUGUAUGAAAAAUAACUAAUUCAAAUCAAAGUGGCAGGAAAAAGUCCCCAAAUUCCGUCAGAAAUGGGACAGAGAAAAUUAGGGAGUUAGUCUGGAGUUAUUGAGAAGAAUAUGGCAUGUGUCUGUCCAUUUCCACUCCUGGGAUGUGCCCACAGCCACUGAAAGAACAACUCUGGUUACAGGUGAGUAGCCUCCAUUUCUCCCCCAGAGACUGUCCCAAUGAACUCCCUAAAACCGUUCUCUGGAGCAGGACUAGAAAUGGCUGGUCAGAAUCACCCUGUUCAAUCGUAGCACAAUAUUGACGUUUCACAUCACGGAUCAGUAUCACACUGUCAGAGCCAGAAAGCUUGUCGCUGGGUGUGAGACGCAUGGGGCUGUAGCAUCAGGAAGGGUUGGGCCAUGUGCGCUGUCUGUGAUGAGAACGCUCUACACUGCUUGGGGGUUGGUUUGAUGAGCCACAGUCAGGGUGUCAGUUUGAGGUAAUUUCAAUGGUGGUGUUGCCAGAUUAGAUCCCAAGACAGGAAAUUCUGGCCAAAUGGUGGAAUUGGGAAUCAGAACGGAAUCAAUGAACCGAUGGGAUCUCUGAAACUGUCUUGAAAUCCAGACAAGGCAGGCUGUAUCUGCCCCUUGUUUUGUUGUAAAUAACAGGCCCCGUCCUGCAUUCCUUGCACAUCAAACGCACCCAUUGUCUUCAGUCAGGGAUCACAAAUGGCAUUUGCUUAGCAGUACAAGUUUCCUUUAAGUUAGUUAAUUAAAUGGAUUUUUGCAGCCUGGAUUCAGUUAGAUGUACAGAGUUUUGUAGGCCCUUGAUUAUCAUCUAUAAGCAUUACAAGUGAAUUAUUGAUGAUGAAAGACAAAGAUUUACAAAGGGAAUUAAUGCAGUGGAAAGUAUUCAAAGCACAUUUAGAAAUCUGUUUGCAUUGUGAUUCAGAUGUGCCUACUAGACUGCACCAUAGGGAUAGAAAACUAAAUUGAAACUAAAUACAGGACCUUAACUCCUCAUAUGCCCUGUAAUGUUGGCACAGUAUUUACCCACUGCCUGGGCAUCCUUCAUCUGCUCUCGUAGAGGUGAUGAAACAAAAUUGGGGGGAUAGCUCAGUGGUUUGAGCAUUGGCCUGUUCAACCCAGGGCUGUGAGUUCAAUCCUUGAAGGGGCCACUUAGGGAUCUGGGGCAAAUAUCAGUACUUGGUCCUGCUAGUGAAGGCAGGGGGCUGGACUCGAUGACCUUUCAAGGUCCCUUCCAGUUCUAGGAGAUAGGAUAUCUCCAUUCAUUCAAAGAGGCAAUAGUAUGUUUUAACUUCUCUCACUGGCGUGGUGACCCUUGCAGAGCCUGUUACGGUGGGGAUCUAACUCUUUUAUUCAGAAAGGUUUACUCGAUGGUGGGCUUUUUUAAUUGUCCAUACCUGAGUAAAAUUCUGUUUUGGCUCAGGGGCUGUGAUCUGUUCAGAUUCUGGAGUCCUGGAGUCCAGCGGUUUUGUUGGCAGGAUUUAGCUUUAUGUUGGUUUUGUUGCAUUCUCAAAGCAAAUGGGAACGUUCUUCUCGAGAGGGGAUUUUCUCAGAUAACAUUUCACGACCACUGCCUAUAAGCUGGGGAAGGAUGUGUGCACGUUUUGUGACUCUGACAGCUACAUGGGACUUGGCUGGCUUGCUUUCUUGGUUAUUUUUGUACUGCCUCCUUGCGACAUCAGGCUGGAUUUAUAUCUGUUUAGUUCCACAGAGGGACAGUUGUACGGUCCUGGGGAUGGGUGUACAGAUAGUGUUCAUCAUGUCACUACGUUAGACCCUCCAGAUGUGGCACCAAGAGGGCGUGUAUUUUAAAUACAACAGAGGUCCCAGCUAAAGCUCUUUGUAAUGUUCCUGCCCAUGUAGAAGCUUUCAGGCAACGUCACAGCCGAACUCUCCUGUCAAAGGAUCCUGAAUCCCGGCAGCUCAGACUGUGUGAGCUGACCUUAAGGAAGUUGCCUCCUUUCUUUGCAGGCUUUUGAAACAAAUUUAAGCAAUUCCUGGUAGUAAAGGUGAGGAACAAUGGAGUAACCGGAGCACAAAUUGUGUGCAAAGCAAGAGAUAAGAAAUAUUGCCCCAUGGAGAACUGGACCUGUAAUUUGUGCUACAAAUCUACAGAGCAUGCAGAAAUCAACAUGCCUUUCAACACACCAUUUCUUGGGGGAAUUGCUGGGGUCAGGAACUCUCCCUGAGGUAGAUCAACUCUCUUCUCUUUGUCACUUCUUCAGUUAAAAAAAAAUACACCUGCCCCAAUGUCACCUGGUUAACUUUUAAUGGAAAGAAUUUGUCUUCAGGGUUCAUCUAAUUCCAGCCCACUUAGUCAACAUCUUGUUGUUUCCUACCCAGACAAAUAAUAAUAGUGAACUGAAACCUUCGUUUGGUAGAAAUGCCAGAUCCUAAGGAUCAAGUGCAAUUUGUAUGCUCUUUAUGUUUACAUUUUAUCUAUAGAGACAGUGUACUGUAGUCCUCUAGCUAAGAAAUUGAACCAACUUGAUUCCUGAUCAUUUCAUUGCAUUUGAAAUCUUCCCUUGGGUUCCCAGUAUCUGUAACCUCUUAGCUGUGAUCCUUCCUAAGGGUCGUCUGCACUCUGGAGAGCGUGCAGAGAGGCUGUGGAGACCAUUGCUGGAAUAACUGUGUCCAGCUCUGGGCUCUACUCUUUAAAUAGGUGUUGAAAAAUUGGAAAGGGCCCAGAGAACAGCUACACCAAUGAAGGAAGGUCUGGAACACAUGCCGUACAACGGGAGUCUAAAGGAGCUCAACCUCUUUAGCAUAUUGAAGAAAAUGUUAACAGGUGAUUUGUUCAUGAGCUAUAAGUACCUGCACAGGGAAAAGCUACCUGAGGACUCGACUCUAGCAGACAAAGGCAUAACAAGAUCUAAUGGCUAGAAAUUGAAGUCAGCAAAGUUCAAAGUGGAAAUCAAUUGCAGAUUUUUAGCAGUGACUCUACUCAGCCAUAGGAACAGAUUGCCAAGAGUUGUAAAUUCUUCAUCACUUGGAGUCUUUAAAUCAAAACUGGAUCUCAUUCCAAACGAGGGGGUUGAACUGGAGCAUAAAUUGUUGGGUUAGAUGCAGGAAUCGCUGGGUGAGAUUCUCUGGUCUGUGUUGUGCAGGAGGCCAGACUAGGUGAGCACAGGAGCGCCGCCAGCUUUUCUGCCGCCCUAGGAGGCGGAAGGUCCCGCCCCCGAAAU